Messenger RNA from Morchella importuna, 378 nucleotides. RefSeq lists its product as uncharacterized. The record is from RefSeq and is a predicted model, not a curated record. The transcript has a single exon. Bases 1 to 378 code for a protein of 125 amino acids. Lineage: Eukaryota; Fungi; Ascomycota; Pezizomycetes; Pezizales; Morchellaceae.
AUGGAGACUCAUUCCGCGAUAGGGGACAAUAAAACUGUCCGAAUUUCAAACAUCCCAAUAUCGAUUUCCCGUACUGCGCUUCAGGAAUACCUUAGAGAGCUAGAUAACUCAUUCGGCAUCAUCGCAGAAGACAGCAGUGGUCUCUAUAUAUCGCUGGAACCUGACGCUUCGGACGAAGACUGCCAGCGGCUCCAGGUGGCAACUGUGACAUUAUCCAAGUUGGUUCACGUUCCCUCUGGUCUGCGCCUAGGACCACCUGGAGACAAAUUUAGAGGGGAAGUGGACACCCAUUUUCGAGGACUAACACCGCUCAACGACCCCAAAGACCCAGUGAUUGAGUGCAUACUACUCACGCCUUUGUGCUAUGGUAUUCUAUGA